Molecule: messenger RNA, 945 nt
Organism: Fusarium musae
Lineage: Eukaryota; Fungi; Ascomycota; Sordariomycetes; Hypocreales; Nectriaceae
Exons: 1
Coding region: 1-945 (314 amino acids)
Molecular function (GO): NAD binding
Source: RefSeq, a predicted model, not a curated record
AUGAAGCUCCUCUACCCAACAUCCCUCAAGCUCGACGUCCAGAGCCUCGAGGGCUUCUCCGUCGACCUCUUCCCCUACGACGUCAAGAAGACCAUCCCCGAAGAGCACGUCGACGCCGAGAUCCUCGUCACCUGGACAAACACCCCCGAGAACCUAAAAGACGCCGCAAAGCGCCUCACAAAGCUCCAAUGGAUCCAGUCCCUCGCCGCUGGGCCAAAUGAUGUUCUCGGUGCUGGGUUCGAUGCCUCCAAGAUUAAAAUCACAACGGGCUCAGGUCUGCACGAUCACACUGUCGCUGAGCACGCGCUGGGCCUGCUUCUCAACGCCGCGCGCCGCUUCUAUGAGAUGCGCGAUUAUCAACUUCAAGGAAAAUGGCCAGGUCAUUUGGGCGGUCCCCAGCCCGAUAGACCCAAGAAUGCAUUUACGACGCUGCGCGAUGCGCGUGUUUUAAUCUGGGGCUUCGGCAACAUCGCAAAGACCCUCACCCCGCAGCUCAUCGGCCUCGGCGCCGAAGUUCGGGGCAUUGCGCGCCGAAAGGGUGUCCGCAAUGGAAUUGAAGUCUACAGCGAAGACGAUCUCGACACCCUCCUCCCCGAGACCGACGCUCUCGUCAUGAUUCUUCCCGGGUCUGAUGCCACGCGCCAUGUUCUUAAUGCCCAGCGCCUGAAGCAAUUGCCCAACCACGCGUGGGUCGUCAACGUGGGGCGCGGUACAUCUGUUGACGAGGAUGCUCUUGUCGAUGCGCUUGAGAAGGGAGAGAUUGGGGGUGCGGCGCUGGAUGUUUUUGAGACUGAGCCUCUUCCUGAGCCGAGUAGGAUCUGGAAGGCUCCUAAUACUAUUGUGUCGCCGCAUGCGGCUGGUGGAAGACCUCAGGGUGCUGAGGGGCUUAUCGCUGAUAACCUGAGACGGUUUAGGGCGAAGCAGGAGUUGAAGAACCUCAUUUAA